Messenger RNA from Paralichthys olivaceus (Japanese flounder), 521 nucleotides. The record is from RefSeq and is a predicted model, not a curated record. NCBI's taxonomy places the organism in Eukaryota, Metazoa, Chordata, Actinopteri, Pleuronectiformes, Paralichthyidae.
ACAAGAUGUGCGCCAAGAUCCAUUACAUCGCCCCGAACAUAUAUUGUUGUGGAGCAGGAACCGCAGCAGAUACAGAGAAAACCACAGAGAUGGUCUCCUCCAACCUCACCAUCUUCUCGCUGAACAGUGGGAGGAACCCUCGCGUCGUCAUGGCCGUCAGCAUACUGCAGGAUAUGUUGUACAGGUAUCACGGCCAAAUUGGUGCAAAUCUUAUUCUGGGAGGAGUUGACUGCACGGGGAACCACCUGUACACAGUGGGGCCAUAUGGGAGUGUGAAUAAGAUGCCUUACCUUGCAAUGGGAUCCGGUGAUCUGGCUGCUCUCGGGAUUUUAGAGGAUCAGUUCAAACCUGAUCUGGAGCUGGAGGAGGCCAAGGAGCUGGUGCGUCUCGCCAUCAACGCKGGCAUCAUGAGCGACCUCGGCUCAGGCAACAACAUCGACAUCUGCGUCAUCACCAGAAAAGGAGUGGACUACAUCAGACCAUACCAGGAGUCAGAGUACAAAGACAACAGAGACCGAUGA